Messenger RNA from Acanthosepion pharaonis, 2832 nucleotides. NCBI's taxonomy places the organism in Eukaryota, Metazoa, Mollusca, Cephalopoda, Sepiida, Sepiidae. The record is from the annotation of a GenBank genome assembly.
AUGGUCUCACUGUCGUCACAUCCUUCUAUCAAACAUGGUGGUCGAUUUGGUGCGAGCCGUAAUAGCUGUUGGGGUUGGGUAGUUCAGACGUUUGUGGCAAUUGCGUUGAAAAUAGGGGAUGACGGUUCUCUUCAAAUCUACCUACCUAUCUAUCUAUCUAUCUAUCUAUCUAUCAUAGUAUGUUCAUUAUCUAUCUAUCUCAAUCUGUUCAUAUCUAUCCAUCUGUCUCUUCAUAUCAAUGUAUCUAUCUCUCGAUCUCAUCUCUUGAUAUCUAUCUGUUGCUUCAUAUCUAUCCAUUUCAGUCUUUUCAUAUCUAUCUAUCUUCAAAUAAUUAUAAUUCUUUGUUCAUCCUCAGGAACAAAACCUUGGUGUUGUUCGUCAGAAGAUGAGAUAAUAGAUUCAAAGUGGCGCCAUAUUGGUAUUUCUGUAAUAAUACCUCUCUCUCUCUCUCUCUCUCUCUCUCUCUCUCUCUCUCUCUCUCUCUUUAUCUAUCUAUAUAACAUCCACUCCCUAUCUCUGCUUUUUCUUUUCCUUUUCCCUCUCUCUCUCUCUCUCUGUCUCUUUUUCUAUAGACGAUCACUCUCUCUCUCUUUCUCUCUCUCUCUCUCUCUUUCUCUCUCUCUCUCUCUGUAUUUCCUUCUUUCGGUCACAAUCCGUUCCAACCUUAUCUUUCUUUUUUCUCUCUUUUCAUCUUUUGAUGUCCGUUCCUUCUCUCUCCGUUCUUCUUUACUUCUCUCUUCUUUCUCUCUCUCUCUCUCUCUCCUUCUCUCAUUCUCUUUCUCGCUUUCUCUUUCUUUUUCAUUGAGUUUUCUUUUUCUCUGUCUUUCUCAAACCCUUGUUAGACCGCUUACUUUAUUGGUUUUUUUUCCAUCUUCUCUCUCUUCUUCUUUUGAUCUCUACCUCCAUCGCCCCUUGUUCUGUCUCGUCUUUGUCCAAGCCUUCACUCUCUCUCUCUCUCUGUCUCUCUCGCUCGCUCGCUCUGUCUCUCUCUCGUCUCAGUUCAACUUUCUAUCUCGUUUGUCAUUCUCUCUCUCUCUCUCUCGCUUUCUACUCCCCCUCUCACUAUUUCCAGAUUGUUUUCUCUCUCUUUCUCUAAUUCUCUAUCUUUACCAAUGUCAUGCUUCUCCCUUUCCAAAUCUGUUUUUUUUUUCUUUUUCUAUCGCUCUUCUCCCUUUUUCUCUCUCUCUCUCGCCAUCUCUUUCUGUAGCUCUAUAUCUUUUAUUCUGUCAUCUCUCUCACUUUUUUUCUCACCAGCUCUGUAUUCAUUCACUAUCUGUUCCCCAAUGUCUUCUCUCUCUCUCUCUCUCUCUCUCUCUCUCUUCUUCCCAAUUUAACUUUCUAUCUCGCAUUCUCUUUUGCUUUUCUCCCUCCCCAGCCUGUUCUCUCUCUCGCCCUGUCGACGUUCCCUUUUUCCAAACCUGUUCUUUCUGCAUCGUCUUCAUUUAUUUUUCUUUCUUUCUUUCUUUCUUUCUUUCUUUCUUUCUUGCUUGCUUGCAUUCUUACUUUUUCCUCUUCUUACAGCCCUUUACCACUUUUAAUUUUCAAUCUGACGCACACACUCCUUAUUUCUUUCUUUUCUUUCUUUCUUUCUUUUCCAACAUUGACUUUUACCACUUUUAUAUCAUCCAAUUAGAUGCAGUCUUUCUUUCUUUCUUUUUUUUUCUUUCUUUCUUUCUUUCUAACAUUGAUCUUUACCACUUUUAUAUCAUCCAAUUAGAUGCAGUCUUUCUUUCUUUCUUUUUUUCUUUCUUUCUUUCUGUCUUUCUUUCUUUCUUUCUUUCUUUCUUUCUUUCUUUCUUUCUUUCCAACAUUGAUUUUUACUACUUUUAUAUCAUCCAAUUAGAUGCAGUCUUUCUUUCUUUCUUUCUUUCUUUCUUUCUUUCUUUCUUUCUUUCUUUCUUUCCCAACAUUGAUCUUUACCACUUUUAUAUCAUCCAAUUAGAUGCAGUCUUUUUUCUUUCUUUUUUUUCUUUCUUUCUUUUUCCCUUUACCACUUUUAAUUUUCAAUCUGACGCACACACUCCUUAUUUCUUUCUUUCUUUCUUUCUUUCUUUCUUUCUUUCUUUCUUUCUUUCCAUCUCUCUACUCUGUCUCUGUCUUUGUCUCUCUCUCUCUCUCUCUCUCUCUCUCUCUCUUUUUCCUCCGUUUUUCUCUUGUACCCUAUCUUUAUUCCUGUCCACUUUCUGUCUUUCCAAUGUUGCUCUCUCUCUCUCUCUCUCUCUCUCUCUCGGUCUUUUUCUCUUUUACGCCAUCUUUACUUCUCUUUUCCCAAUGCUACUCUCUUUCUCUCUAUCGUUACCUAUGUCUUCUCUUUUCCAUCUCUCUCUCUUCCCUCUCUUUUCUCCAUCCCUCCCAGCCUCCUCUUCUAGACAGAUGUCUCUAUCCUAUCUAUCUAUCUGUCUCAUUCUAUUCCUUUUCUAUCUUCUGCUAUCUAUCAAUCUAUCUCAGUCUAUUCAUAUCUAUCUAUCUAUCUAUCUAUCUAUCUAUCUAUCUAUCUAUCUCAGUCUGUUCAUAAUUUAUGUAUCCCAGUCUUUAUUCUAUCUAUCUCUGUCUGUCUCUAUCUAUCUAUUCAUCUAUCUUAGUCUGUUCAUAAUUUAUUUAUCCCAGUCUUUAUUCUUUCUAUCUAUCUAUCUAUCUAUCUAUCCAUCUAUCUAUCUAUCUAUCUAUCUAUCUCAGUCUGUAAUCUAUCUAUCUAUUCAUUCAUCUAUCUAUCUAUCUAUCUAUCAUCUAUCUAUCCCAUCUCAUCUAUCCCAUCUAUCUAUCUAUCUAUCUAUCUAUCUAUCUAUCUCAGUCUGUGUCCCAUCAAUCUAUCUAUCUAUUCUUUCUGCCUAA